This is a messenger RNA of Pyricularia pennisetigena, 2331 nucleotides long. RefSeq lists its product as uncharacterized. Bases 1 to 2331 code for a protein of 776 amino acids. The transcript has 3 exons. Gene Ontology annotation, molecular function: chitin binding; 3'-5'-DNA exonuclease activity. Gene Ontology annotation, cellular component: cytosol. Lineage: Eukaryota; Fungi; Ascomycota; Sordariomycetes; Magnaporthales; Pyriculariaceae. The record is from RefSeq and is a predicted model, not a curated record.
AUGCGCACCUCGACCUACCUCCAGUUCCUGGCCCCGGCCUUUGCCCUGGCCCAGCUCGGCGACAACUCGACCGUCGCCGCUCCCGGCGUCUCGGUCGACGGCACCUGCGGUCGCCAGAAUGGCGGCACCGUCUGCGGCGACUGGGCCGAUGGCAACUGCUGCUCGCAGUACGGCUACUGCGGUAAGACGACGGCCUACUGCGGCUGGGGCUGCCAGUCCGGCGACUGUGCCACCAAGCCCCUGGUCGCCCCGACCGGCUUCACCUACAGCAUGGACGGCUCCUGCGGCGCCACCGUUCUCUGCGGCGACUGGGAGGAUGGAGACUGCUGCUCGCCCGCCGGCUGGUGUGGUCGCACUGCCGACUACUGCGGCGUUGGCUGCCAGCACGGCAAGUGCUUGGGUACCAACCCCGUCAGCAGCUCCAGCGCCACCUCGGCUGCUACCUCUGCCGCUUCCGAGUCUGCUACGUCUGCUGCUGCCGCUUCUGAGUCGGCUACCGCGGCUGCUGCCACCGCCGAGUCUUCUACCUCUGCCUCAGUCGUCGCUCCCAUCAGCACCGGCCUCAGCGACCCCGUCGUCCCCGCCCCUCUUGGCACCGCCGUCGUCGAUGGCACCGCUGCUGGCCCCGUCGGCACUGGCAUCCAGGACCCCGUAGCCGCCCCCAGCGUCAUCCCUCCCUUCGCCAACACCACGGUCGCAGCCGUCGAGGCCACCACCGUCGGCGACGCUACCGCCGCCGCCGUCACCGAGACCACCACCUCCACUGUGGUCGCCGGCCUGAACGAGACCUUCGCCGACGUCGCCACCGCCGUCCCCGCCCAGUCGGCCACCCCUCUGCCUCCCUUCUCCAACACCACCACCACCGCUCCCUCGGAGCCCACCAUGAUCGCCGCCCCCGUCAACAGCGAUGCCACCAACGCCACCGCCCCGACCAACGCCACCGUCGUCAGCGCCGCCAUGAUCCCCACCCGUGAGAACACCCCUGCUCCGGCCGGCAAGACCUGGGCCAUCGACGGCUUCUGCAACGCCAACGCCCUCUGCGGCCCCUGGGAGUCCGGAUCCUGCUGCAGCUCUUUUGGCUGGUGCGGUGUGAGCGAGGCCCACUGCGGCGUCGGCUGCCAGUCCGGCAACUGCCUGAGCGUCCCGGUCUCGUCCGCCGCUGCCCCCUCCACCUUCUCCACCACCACCGUCGCCGCCGCUACUCAGGACGCUGCCACCACCGAGCAGGCCAGCACCACUGAGCAGUCUACCACCAUCACCGUAGCCCCCACCGUCGAGGCCGUCACCCAGGCUCCUGCCGAGGCCACCACCAUUACCAUCGAUUUCGACUUCCCAGCCGAAGCACCUUUGCGCUCGUCGCGCAAGCUCCGCUUUGUCGAUGUGGCCGUCACGGCGACGGCAAAGGAGUUCGCCGGCAUCUACCGCGGCAAGCAGCAGCAUGCACCCGACGUCGAUGCGGUGCUGCACCGCGCCUCGUCCGCGGGCGUGGCCAAGGUGAUGCUGACGGGCAUGUCGCUCGCCGACGUGUCCUUCAACCUGGACGUGGCGCGGCGCCGCCCGCCGGGCUCCACCUUCAUCACCAUCGGCAUCCACCCCUACCACGCGGCCGAGCCGUACGCCGACGCGACCUCGACCGCGGAGGCGUACUUCGGCCAGCUCGCCGCGACGAUCAGAGAGGUUCGGACCGGCAGCCCGGGCCUGCUGGCGGCGUUUGGCGAGCUGGGGCUGGACUACGACCGGCUCGACGUCUGCCGCAGGGACGAGCAGCUGCGCACCUUCACGGCGCAGCUGGACCUGGCUGUGCGCGAGCGCCUCGACCUGCCGCUGUUCCUGCACUGCCGCGCCGCGUUUGCGGACUUUGUCGACCUGCUGACCCCCUACCUUCCCCGGCUGCCGCGCGGGGGGUUGGUGCACUCGUUCGUCGGGACCAGGGCCGAGAUGGAGGUGCUGACGGGCCGGAUGGGGCUCGACGUCAGCGUCAACGGGUUCAGCUUCAGGGACGACGAGUGUCUGGAUAUGGUCCGCCACCUGCCGCUGCAGAAGUUGCAGCUCGAGACCGACGCGCCCUGGGGGGAGGUCCUGCCCACCAUGAACCCCGUCGUCGCGAGGUACCUGGCCAACGUGCCGCCGUUGGAGAUCCCGAGCAAGAAGAAGGACAAGUUUGAGAUGGGCAAUAUGGUCAAGGGGCGCAACGAGAGCUGCUGCAUAGAUCGGGUGGCCUACGUCGUUGCGGGGCUGAAGGGUAUCAGUGUGGAAGAGGUUGCCGAGGCGGCUUGGAGAAACUCGGUGGAAAUGUUCCGCUUGGAGAGGAAUGAGGAAGUGGCCGAUUGA